Chiroxiphia lanceolata (lance-tailed manakin) is the source of this 2643-nucleotide messenger RNA. RefSeq lists its product as uncharacterized. The transcript is spliced from 17 exons. Gene Ontology annotation, cellular component: precatalytic spliceosome. The record is from RefSeq and is a predicted model, not a curated record. Gene Ontology annotation, molecular function: single-stranded RNA binding; double-stranded RNA binding. The coding region runs from base 524 to 1945 and encodes 473 amino acids. Lineage: Eukaryota; Metazoa; Chordata; Aves; Passeriformes; Pipridae.
GCUUCGGGACGUCCCUCUCUCCUCUCUUUCUGUUUCUCCUUCCCUCUCUCCUUUCCUCCCUCGCCCCCGCGGCCCGGGUGGGACCGUGCGUCUCUUCCCAAAACCCGCCGUGUUCCCUCUGUGCCAGGAACAUGCUCCGGGCGCUCCGUGCUGGCUGCUCCCUGUGUGUGUGUGUCAUCUGUCCCAGCCCAUACGCGCGGUUCUAUCCCAGGAAAGAAGGGGGAAGCUCUAAAUGGUCCGGAUUAGUUCUGUUUCGGGGCUAUGUGCGUAAUCUUCUGGCGGCUUUUAUGUUUCCCGGGGGAAACUUGGAGAACAAUUGUUUCUUUCCACGCUGUACUUUUGCUCCCAAGUUAAAAAUAGGAUCAUUAGCCUGGAGACUUAAGGGUAGAGUGUACUGGAGGCGAGGCACAAAUUCCUUAAAUAGGCGGAACAAAAAUAAAAAUGAUUUUGUGAAGCUAAAACAAUAGUUUGCAAUCUUUCUGCAGUUUUCCCAGAGGUUUUUUUUAUCAUCUGAAGACUGAAUAUGGACCCUGAAACUGAGAUAAAGAAGCAAGUAAACCCUUUCUACUGCAAUAUUUGCAAAAUCUGGUGUGCUUCUGCAUUAAACUUGCAGACUCACUUCCUUGGAUUCAAACACAAGACGGUUGAAGAAGCACUGAAAGCUCAUGGCAUUGUUAAAACACCCAGUGGCUCUGGGAAGCAAGUGAAAACACCUGUAAAACUUCCUGAUUAUGUGCGAACUGAGCCAGAGAGGUUUCAUGGACAGACAUUGGAAGAACAGCUUAAUACAUGUAAAGAUUCAGAACCUGCACUCGGUCUUAAUUAUAUAAUAGAGUACCGAUCAAAAGACAAUUUUCCUUUCCUCUAUGAAUGUCAACUGUGCUACUGUAAGACGGGACUGAAUAACAUGUUCAUGCAUGUUUGUGGUUCCAAGCAUAGACUGGCAUACCUGAAACAACAUUAUCCUGAGAUAGCAGAAUCUGAUGAAAUUAAGGGUAAAGGCUCUGAACUGAACAGAAAAGUUAGGCAAGUCGCAUUAACAAUUGAGAAGAAAGAAGGAAGAAAACAAAUAAAGGUCGUUACAGACGCUCCAACAAUGAGGAGGAGAUGGCAAGAAUAUUCUAAUGCAGAUGACAGCCCUUCAAAAGCUAAAGUUCAGCAUGUGGAUGCAUCGGUUAGUAAUGCAGAAAAAGCAGACAGUAAAAUUACAGAUGGGAAACUGCCAGACUCUAUUCAAGAUGGAAAUAAUGUUCAAGAGGAGAAGGAAAAAAGUCAGAAAGGACAAGCAAAACCAGAUGAGAAGGUUGAACCUAAUAAGGAUAUUGAAAGCAGCAAAGGCAACAACUCAGAAAGGUGUGAAACCAAUAAACAAUUGCAGGAAGAAAACAAAGGAGUUGAGCAACAACUUACAGCAAAUCCUGAAGAAUUCACUAGUCAAGAAGAACUUUUGGGUUAUUUGCAAAGUUUUGAGAUACUGAAUGAAGAUGAUGCUUCAUUUAUCCUGAAAGUUACACAAACUCUUACAGAUGCACUGGUGGAAUAUCGUCAGCAGAGUGCAUCAAACAAAGACCUCUUAGAUGCUGAAUAUAAUGGAGAAGCAUCAUUGGAAUGUUCCACAGAACAGUCUGACCUGACUUCAGCAGAUGUUAGUGACUCUGAUACUGACUAUUCAAGCAGCCGAUCAGCUAAGCAGUCCUUACCAGUAAAUGGAGAAGAUGAACCCCCAAACUUUUCAACUGGCUCCUCAGACACAGCAUAUGAGAACAACGUCACGACUGAAUUUUUGAACAGUGUGAGAAAUAUGAAUGUUGAGGAAGUUACUGCUACUCUACACAAAAUAGCAGCAGCAAAUCCAGCUUUCAGAGGAAUUGAUAUUCCGAAUGUUAUAAGGAUCCUGGCUGAAAGUGGAACUUUGAGGAGGCCAAGCAACGGCAGCACACAGUGACAUGGUGAUUAACAGAGUUAAUAUAGCAAUGUUUACUUUCUGAGUUAUCAGCAGAAUUAACUACUGCAGUCAGCAGUACGGAUUAAUCCUACAACAUAUACUCAGAAGUUAUUCCCUGUGGCUGCUGAGCCUCAAAAUCUUUUGUAAUCAAAACCCCUCUCCCCCUAUAAGUGUUAUGAAUAGGUCUCCACUUUUUUUAAAAAUAAAGAUUAAAAAUAAUAAUAAAAAGUCAGUGCUGUCAGUCUAGUUCUGAGUUGAGAAGUGCUUGGAUUAUGGCAAAUUUAGGGAGCCCAGAUAAAGCCUGGAAGCUUUAACAAAGUCAAAAGAAGUUGGCUAUGCUUGAAAAUUCAUGACUAUGUACCAAGAGAUCCAACUAGACUCUGGUUAAGAGGCACUGAUGUGGUAGCAAAAGUAUCUUCUGUCUUCUUUCAUUCCACCAGUAGGAGAAAGAAAUGAAAGCUGGGUUAUUCUGUCCUUCAGGCUCUUAACGUGAGCUUUUUUCCAACUAAAGUACUAGUGGUUUUGACUGAAUGUAAAGGUCUAUGUAUUAAUGGCUUCUACUUUUGUAGGUGGUGAAAAAAAGUUUUGGAUGGUUAUAAAUUAGUGCUUAAGAAAAAAAAUAUUUUUUUUGAAGUUAAAUUGUGUAAUUAAAAUUUGCUUCCUGCUUGUGAUGUUGGGUAGCAUUCAGUGGUUCUAAU